CUCAAUAUAAAUCUGUUACUGUGAAACAAACUCCAGACAUGGAGUCAGUCAACCUGGGUGAUACAAUGACUCUGCAGUGUUCACUCCUCUCCAAGAACAAGAAUGACACAGAUCAGUGUCCAGGGGAAGACAAAGUGCACUGGUUCAAAGGUGGAUCAGAAUCCCACCCAGACGUCAUUUACCACGGCAAUGUCAGAAAUAAAGAGGAUGGGAGAUGUGACUACAGUCUGUCCAAAACUAUAACAAACUCAUCUGAUGCUGGGACCUACUACUGUGCUGUUGUCACAUGCAGCGAGAUCCUGUUUGGUGAAGGAACAAAAGUGGUGACAAAUGAGUUCCCGCUCAGUGCUGUGCUUGUGACACUGCUGAUCUUCUCUGUGCUUGUAAAUUUUGGUCUGAUUCUCUCCAGAAAACAGAAGCCAACUUGUGAACAGUCCAAAGGAGGAGAAACCGUAUCCACUCAGCCUCCAAUCAAUGAACAGGAUAGAUCAACUGCAGAUCAACUGAGUAAUGUGGAGGGUGAAGAAGUAGGAGUAAACUAUGCGGCGCUGGACUUCUCCUCAAGAAAAGUUAAAAAAUGGAAGAAUAAGCGGGAGCUACCACAUAACAGCAUAUAUUCUGGCAUGAUAGACUACCAGUAGAAGGCUCUCCUCAACAAGAAUGAAUAUUUAACAGUUUUCUUGCUAAUAUAUUAUUGUUAGUAGCACUGCAAAAUGGAUUAGGCUAGAGAUGGGACAUGUGUUUUGUAAUGCUGGCUAUUUAAAUCAAAAAUAUAUAUGUUAAGAUUAUGUGGAUCUUUAUAUUAUGUACUAUCAGAUUUGAGUUGAGUAACAUAUCAAACUGAAAUAAAUAUCAAUCAUAAUUUAGUGUC
This is a messenger RNA of Oreochromis niloticus (Nile tilapia), 871 nucleotides long. RefSeq lists its product as uncharacterized. The transcript has 4 exons. The record is from RefSeq and is a predicted model, not a curated record. Bases 39 to 641 code for a protein of 200 amino acids. NCBI's taxonomy places the organism in Eukaryota, Metazoa, Chordata, Actinopteri, Cichliformes, Cichlidae.